UGUGGCGCGUCAUUGUUGUGCGUUGCCGUUGCCAUCGUAACCAACGCGCCGUCGCCGUCGCAGUCGUCGUUGCCGUCGUUCUCGUUGUCGUUGUCGUACAACUCGCCUAGUAGGCAGCUCAGUUACAAGACCAUUAUUUGAGGUAUUUUUUGUGCGCUCGCUUGUUCGUUUGGUUGGUUGGUUCGUUGGCUGGCUGGUUAGCUCCGCAACGCUCUCUGGCCAUAUCCAUAACACGCCCCAGCUCGCGUCUCAGUGGCAUAAACGGAAUUCGGAUUUGGAUCACAAGCAGCAGCAACUGUAGCAGCAGCAGCAGCAGCAGCAGCGACAACAGUAGCAAUAGCACCAUCAGCAGUUGCACUCAUUCGUCGUUUGUUGUCGUCGGGUAUCGGAAUCACCAUCAUCAACGACAAUCGCCACACACAAUUAAAAAGGAUCCCCCGCAACAACAAAAUACACAAACAAAAAAAACAACUUACGUCGCGAGUGUGAUCGAGCGCAGAAAGCAAUAUGUUAAUUAUUUGAAAUCAAUAUAUCGAUAGCAUAAAACGAUACAAAAAAAUAAUCAAGUGACUGUGAACUGUGACUGUGUGUGUGUGUGUGGUUUUGUUAAAUUUUCUCAUAGUACGUUUCGGUCGUUAGUCGCUGCAAAAUUGCUUCGUUUUGGUGGGGAAUAGUAUGCGAAUUUGUUCACAGUGGAUUCAACGCAUAAAAUGGCCGUUGGACCGACGGAGGGCAAACAACAGCCGCCCUCAGAGACCUUCUCGCCCACGACACACCAUCAGAUUAUAGCACCCAGUCCGAUAUUGGCGGUGCCAACGCUGGCCUUCUCCGCCGCCCAAGUGGAGAUCGUGUGCAAGACUCUCGAAGAUUCCGGUGACAUUGAGCGACUGGCCCGCUUCCUAUGGAGUCUGCCGGUGGCAUUGCCCAACAUGCACGAGAUCCUCAACUGUGAGGCAGUGCUUCGUGCCCGCGCUGUGGUUGCCUAUCACGUCGGAAACUUCAGGGAACUCUAUGCAAUAAUAGAAAAUCAUAAAUUUACUAAAGCAUCCUAUGGCAAACUACAGGCAAUGUGGCUCGAGGCCCACUACAUCGAAGCAGAGAAACUACGCGGACGAUCACUGGGGCCCGUUGACAAAUAUCGGGUACGCAAAAAGUUUCCGCUGCCGCCGACAAUCUGGGAUGGCGAACAGAAGACGCACUGUUUCAAGGAGCGGACGAGAAGUUUGCUGCGCGAAUGGUACCUACAGGAUCCCUAUCCGAAUCCAACUAAGAAACGUGAGCUGGCCAAGGCCACCGGCCUGAAUCCAACGCAAGUGGGCAACUGGUUCAAGAAUCGCCGGCAGCGCGAUCGUGCCGCUGCUGCCAAGAAUCGCAUCCAGCACAACCAGAACAACUCCGGCAUGGGCUGUCGCAGCCGUCGGGCGGACGGAGCCGCAUCGCCGACACCGUCGGACAGCUCGGACUCGGACAUCUCGCUGGGGACGCACUCGCCGGUGCCGAGCAGCCUGCAGCUGCAGCACAGUCCGGGGAGCAUGUCCAAUGGCGCAAAUGAGGAGAGUCUCAGUGUGGACGACGACAAGCCGCGUGAUCUGAGCAGUUCGCUGCCCUCGCCGACGCCACCGCAGUUGCCGUCGGCAUACGGCGGAGUUGGAGCACCAGCCGGAGCAGGAGCUGGAGCUGGCGCAUCGUCUGUACUCCCCGCUGGUUGUUUGCCGCCCUUCAAGCUGGAUGCCGCGAGCAGUCUCUUCAAUGCCGGCUGCUACCUGCAAAGCUUUAGCAACCUCAAGGAGAUGUCGCAGCAGUUCCCCAUCCAGCCGAUAGUUAUACGACCGCAUCCCCAAUUGCCGCAGCCGUUGGCCUUGAAUGGUGGCGCUGCCUCCGCCGCCGCCGCUGCUGCUGCGCAUCUGCAUCAUCCGGCCUAUGCGGCAGCCUACAGCGUUGAGUGUGGCGUCGUGGUGCCUCCACCGCUUCCACCGCCAAAGCUGCGCAUCAAUUCGCCCGAGAAACUCAACUCGACUGCGGUGGCUGCAGCGGUGGCAGCCGCAGUUGGCGCUGGACAUCAUGAGGGGAACUCAACGACAUCCACUACAAGCUAUCAUCAUAGUGGCCAGCUGCUGCAUCGUCCCUUCUCCACGUCGCCGGAGCUGAAGCACAGUGCUCCAGAGAUCACAUGAUAUCAGCAGCGGGUCUGAGCCCAAGGCCUUGCCCCCAGGGUUUCUCACUCCCCCAGCCCACCCUCAGUCCCCUCCUACUCAUCCCAAUUCUCCUGCAGCACUUUAUGCCCAGCUAUACAAAUUGUUUCAAUUCCUAGCCUAAGUUAACUGUAGUUAAGCAAAAAAAAAACAACCAGUUGGGAGUCCUUCGCCUCCCCCUCGCGCCACCAAGCAAUAACUCCAACUUCGAGCUCCAAUUCAAAUCGACAACAACUGCAAAUCCUAUGGAGAUAUAUUGACAUAUUGAUAACAUCGUCGCACACUUUUCAAAGAUAGUUAUUUAAGGAUAUUAACAAACGCAUAUGCGAAUCGAAUUGGCAAACUCCAUUUGAAAUUGAAAAUGAAAUUGAAAUUGUCAUUGACAUUGAAAGAGCAAAACUGAAAUUGAAAACGCAAUUUCAACGAGUUUCUCAUUCAACUUGUGUGUACGUAAUUGUAAAUAGAGUUUAAGUAUGCAAAUCAUAGAGCUUACGUAUACAUUUACUAUAGAAUGCAAUAAAAACACACGAAAUGAAAACAGUUAAGAAUUUAAAUCAUU
Messenger RNA from Drosophila albomicans, 2751 nucleotides. Its product is annotated as protein Optix. Gene Ontology annotation, molecular function: RNA polymerase II cis-regulatory region sequence-specific DNA binding; DNA-binding transcription factor activity, RNA polymerase II-specific. The record is from RefSeq and is a predicted model, not a curated record. Gene Ontology annotation, cellular component: transcription regulator complex; nucleus. The coding region runs from base 711 to 2174 and encodes 487 amino acids. Gene Ontology annotation, biological process: regulation of transcription by RNA polymerase II. The transcript is spliced from 4 exons. NCBI's taxonomy places the organism in Eukaryota, Metazoa, Arthropoda, Insecta, Diptera, Drosophilidae.